Cyphomyrmex costatus is the source of this 1306-nucleotide messenger RNA. It is a transcript of the gene mRpL38, whose product is annotated as mitochondrial ribosomal protein L38. Lineage: Eukaryota; Metazoa; Arthropoda; Insecta; Hymenoptera; Formicidae. Gene Ontology annotation, cellular component: mitochondrial large ribosomal subunit. Bases 101 to 1306 code for a protein of 401 amino acids. The record is from RefSeq and is a predicted model, not a curated record. The transcript has a single exon.
CCUAAUAAAUAACAGAAUGUAUUAUUGAGCAUUUCGUUCGCGUCAAGCACGAGUACGAGUGAACUGGAGUUGACUGGAGUGAACAUACGUCUGUCGCGACAUGUCUGUCAAACUCUUGCGCUGUCUCGCCAGCGAUUUUAUUCCGAAAGGCCAGCAUGUCCGUCGCGCCCAUCGGAUGCGGGGAAAACCGCCGAUGAUCGCCCGUACCUUGCAACAACGUCUCGAGGAAAUGAAUCGAGAGGACCCGACUUUGAAUUUCAAGGUGAAUAUUGGUUAUGCAGUGACCAAAGCCAACAGGCGCUCAAUAACGAGCGGUUGGAUAAACGAUAUCGUAGUACAUAGGAACGACACCGAGCUCGAAAAAUCAUCGCGUACCAGGAAGCUGUUGGUGGAUCUAAAGACAGUAAAGGAAGAUUGGCUACGAAUCGAUGGGCCUUCUCAUAUUCACAGACUAGCGAAGCACUUCGGCGUUUAUAACGACCUGUACGGAGACGCUUACUUUAUGCCAGUAGUCCCGCUGAAUAUAAGCUACGAACUGAAGGAUGACAAGCUGGUAAAGGUUUACACCGGUAAUGUGAUCAAGCCAAGCGAAGCUUCUAAAGCACCUGAUGUAACGUAUGAUGCAAAGGACGGGACACUAUGGAGCCUAAUAAUGUGUACGCCGGACGGCAAUUUGACCAGCGUGGAAAACGAGUAUUGUCACUGGUUCAUCGGUAAUAUUCCUGGGAAUCGUGUGAGGGAAGGAGAGGAAUUGGUGGAUUAUCUACAACCGAUAGCACCAUACGGUAUCGGAUACUGCAGAUACAUCUUCGUGCUUUACAAGCAGAAGCAUAGCAUAGAUUUCUCGGAAUACAAGAGAGCUAAGCCCUGCUUGAAUCUGAAAGAGCGUAACUGGAGAACGCUGGAUUUUUAUAGGAAAUAUCAGGACGAGUUGACACCUGCUGGUUUGGCGUUCUUCCAGUCAGAUUGGGAUUCCUCGUUACAGGAAUUUUAUUACGAUACACUGAAAAUGACAAUACCAAAAUUCCAAUACGAUUUCCCUGAACCGUACAUAAAGAAGCAAAUCUGGUUCCCUUUGAAGGAACCCUUCAAUAUUUAUUUAGACAAAUAUCGCGAUCCCAAACAGAUAAGAAAGGAAUUUUUAUUGAGAAAGUUGAAGAAGGUUCACCCCUUCAAUGGGCCAGAACCACCAAGAAGAUUCCCGUUGGCUCAUUCUGACGAAAAAUACAUACCUUCUUGGCUGAAAUUUGAGAUAAUAAAGAAGAGGCUGGGAUACGGUCAUGUUAACGAACUCGAUGAAUACUAA